AUGAAAUAUCUGUAAGUUAAGUAGCUCAACAUACAAAUCACCACCAUAGAACAAAGUUUUAAUGUUUGUCUCAUGAUAUAGUUAUUCCCGAAGUUGGUUGCAACACUUGGACUGCGAGCAAGCGAGCGAGCGAACUCUGAUUGCUUUUCUCUGUAGCAGAGCAGUUUUUAAUUGACUGUAGAAAAACGAAAACCAAAGUAACCACAAAGGCCAAUCAUAACAAAGGUUUACAUCAUCAACAACCAAUGAGCACUCAAAGUGAAAACUCAAAUUCGGUAAACGCGGGAAAACGCGGGCGACCAAGUCACGAUAGGUUUUCGUUUGCAUCUGAUAGGUUAUAUGGAUGAUGCGAGCUGUGUAGAUCAGUCAAAGACUGACUUUGCAAAACCAAAACAAAAUUUUGGAUUCAAUUUUAACACUCAAUUGAAAAUUGCUCUAUGCAUGGAACGGCAAAUUAUUGGUCAUGACCAUCGCUGAGUUGACUUGCUUGAAGGUUUCGUCAAAAGAUAGAGUUAGAUAAGGGCCUUGUUCAGUAGAAGCGCGUUUUGAAAUAAAAGAUAAUUCCUCUCCACUUGGCUUAUGAAAGAUAUUCUUUCAUAUCUUUUCACAGAAAAUUUCCAACAGUGUCCUUAAUUAAGACACCUACAUUUCAAAAACAGACAUUCAUUGACAAAUAAAAAAAUAAAUUCUCCCGAAGGCAGUUUCUUAAAUCAGGAAACUUUCGAUAACGUGAUCUCAGUCUUGCUCAAUUUUUUCUACAGCACCAACCUGCUUUGUGUUGAUUUUUUUUUUUUUUUUCAAUAACUUUUGUAUGUAGUUCCAUGGAAAAUUGCGACUUGGAGAAUAUACAAAAUGGAACUUUUCGGUCGAUGCAACAAUUACAAGACCUGUAAGUAGUAUUUGACGGUAUGUUUUCAUAUUCCAAAAAGGUAAAAAAAUUUUCUUCAAAUAUGCUACAAGAGCUAAUAUGGGCGCCACCAUUUCCAAGACAAUUAUUUAACCUGUCCACGCACGCAAAACUACAUAUGGCGCGGUUUACAAACAGCUACUGCGUUGUAUUUCCUCUGGGUCAAGUAUUCUCAUUGAUCGUCAAGCGUCAAGUUUAUGGGGGGAAGGGAGGCUAGGAAGGGGGAGGAGUGGGCAAGGUAAGAUUCAAGUGGCGGAGUUCACUUUCGAAUUAACAAGUACACUUUUAAUUGCGAAGAUAAUAAAUUUAUUUCAUUAAAAUGUAGACACACCUCCUUAAACUAGUUAAAAUCACUGGUACUGAGUUCUAAAUCGGGCACACCUCACUUAUCACAUCCUUGACAAGUGGUAAUCAAGUUUACCGCAGAAAACCAACAGCACGCAAUUUUACGUUGCUAAUAUCUUGUUUAAAGGGACUAUGUAAGUUUCUAAAGAAACUGUGGUGCUGCUUCGGUGGGAGAGUUUAACAGGGUUAUCUGGUACUACUUCGCUGACGAAGGGCUAACGCUCGAAACGUCAGUUUUUAAAUCCUUAACGAUGGCCAAUUUACGUUAUCAACUUAGUUGAUAGUACUAAAUUACCCGUAAUGCUUUGUUCAGUUUAUUAUGCGACAUGACAUCGAUGACAUGACAAUGACAAUGAUAUCAUGAUUAACUUUUCGGUUUUCAGUAGACUGUCUUAUAAUAAGCUGACACAUAUAGACAAGGGUACAUUGGAAGGACUUACGGAUAACCUCGCUAAUUUGUAAGUAUGGUAACUAUAGACCAUCAGUCUUUGAAAAAAAUGUGAAAUUAUGGAAAUCAUAUCAAACUCACAAUUAACAAAAGCCUACAUCAAAUCUGGGCGACCCCGCCCCCACUACUUUGUGUCUCUAGAACACACAAAAUCUGGAACCUUUGGCUCGAUUACUAAGAGACGUUUUGAUAGUGAUUAAUUUUACCAACAAAAAAAAUUUAUAACUUAUUUUGAAAUACCAAAGCUUCAAGCUUUAAGGAAUCAAAAUUCAAUUUUUAAUAUUCCGAUAAGGCAAUUUACGAAGGCGUUCAGAGUGUCGUAUCAGGGUUAGUCCGUAAGAAUGGGUCCUAGCUCUUUCGCGCAUGUUCAAAUCUCAAUUGUACUGCCACAUUCGAAUGGAGCGAGAAAUUUUCUUUAUUUUGGUAUAUAAUUCGUCUAGUUUGCAACCGAUUUAGAUGGGUCAAAUGGCCGCUCAAGUUGGAGCACUCUCACUGGUUUUACUUCUGGUCUUCUACGGAUCCGUAAAAGCCGUGGGAGAAAGAUCAGAGGGUCCAAUAACAGGAUGAUUUUCCGGCCAUUCGUUACCCACGUUUACAUGCAGUAUGAAAAAGUAAGUAGUCUCAUAAAUAAAUGAAGCGAUUUGAUUUUUUUUUCCUUUUGUUCCCGGAGGUACGGCAUUUGUUGCUAGUAAGUCUCGAAUAUGUCUGAUACCAGUCGUGUUUAACAAUUUCAGCUAUCUUCUCUACACAAUUGCCAAAGAGAAUGGAGAGGGAAGUGGCGAAUCUACCUGCGCUGUAGUUGUGGAGAAAACCAUGUAACAAACGGGCGUUAGAGGCAUCGUCGUCAACAAUCGAAUAACAAAUGUCUUCAGGAAAAAGAUUGGGACCAUGUGUGCAAAGCCAAAGCGAGCAAGAGGAAAAGUGGAGGUUUUGAUGUCGAGGCUCACUGACAAAUGGCGCGACCAAACUUAAAAUAAUCAUUCUGUCAAGUUAUUUUAUAACGAGCUAGAUAAUUACUUUAUUGAAAACGAGCGCUAGAAGAAUCUUUACAAUACGAAACUACCAAGCGACAGAAACUUGAGGAAGGGCUCGACGACACAGAGAGAAGCUGCAAGUAUCACAAACUGAAAAAGAUCCCAAAGAUUCCAACGUGGUGAAUUUGACUCGCUUUGCGACUUUGUCUACGACUGUCACAAGGACAGGAUGAAAGUUUACGGUCGUUGGUUUUUGUUCUUGUCUUCUUCUUGAAUAAAAGCCUAGUUGAAAAGACCUCAUCGGGGUAUCGUUUUGGGACUCUCCUUUCCCUUGCAGCCGCCAUGUUUACAAAUGUAAAUUGUCACCAAUGCGAUUGAUACUCUGAUGCGCAAGCGCAGUAGGGAAAGCGUUGUUCGCGCCAGCCUGGACGCCAAUUAGAGCAAAUGUUCACGCUUAUGGGAAAUAAGUUUGAUAUGCCUGGCGGCACCCAUUUGCUGUGGAAAAAUUCCAUUUCCUUCCUUUGAAAUUUGACCUUUCAAGCUAAUUGUAUUCAUAUGCUUCAAACCUGAGAACAAGUUUGAGGUGAAAGGCAUAAGAGUCCUCAACCUUCAUCGUGGAGAGCCAAGAAAUUUAUUGUUUCUGUUCGAAAACAUGGUCGAACUUCGGGCGUGGAGCAAUUUUGUAUCUUUUAUUGACUCUCGACCGUUUUGAAGGUGACUUAGUAUGAAAGGUUGUGUUUCUAAGGUCAAGAGUAGUCUAGGAAGGAUUGCAAACUUUUUCGAAUAACACUAACAGUAGUAACAUUAUAUUCAAGGAUUUCUUUUUCUGUUGUGGUAUGUUUGUCACGUUCCAAGGUUAUAGGGAAGUUUCUCUGAAAGCUUCGAUUCCAUAUUCCAGCCACAGUUUCCUUUGCUCGCGUUCAAGCAUAUAAAGCUUGGCUCAUUGGGGUAAAUAACUUGUAAAUAUUUUCCUAAUGGGUUAUAGGUUACUUGAACAUAACAGACUGAAGACGAUAGGUGACGGAACUUUCAAGCAAUUUAUCUCUCUCGAAAGAUGGUAAGUAACUCACAGAACGGAAAAAGGGAGUAUCGUUAUUCAAGCAUGAUCUGUGGAAAAAAAAGCUAAUUUGAGAAGAGUUAUAAUCUUAUGCUGUUAUUUGCUCAACAGAGAGCUCCAAAUAGCAAAAUUACAUCGAACCGACUGCUCCAUUUAAGACCCAUUUCCAAAAACUUGACGGCCAUUUUCUUGGGCCUCUCUACCUCUAGGGUUCCAAGUUUAUCUUUCUUUUGUUUACUCUAUCUGAUGUAAUUCACGUGAGUUAAAGAUGAUACGAGUAAAAGACACGUUUUGAACGUUUUAAAAUUGAAAGUUAAUAUAGAAUAGGGGAAAAACAUCCCACCCUCGUCCAGUGCUAUAGCGCUCAGGUUUGCUUUGGUCAUGGAUCAAUGAGCGUGGACUGUGAUUGGUCACAUUUCGUAAUUGGCCCAAUCUUUAGUCGUGAAAUACGCUAAUUCACUGCAUUACCAUGAAGUCAACACUUCAGGGUUACUCAGGUUAAUUAAGGCCUGGGUCACCCUGCCUUUAACCCAUAUUUUUUCACAAAAUUGAGAAUAACUUAGCUAUUUUGCGAGGGAUUUUUCUCAUACUUGGCAGAAAUGUGUAUCACUACCAUCUCUCUCGGAUGGCAGUGUAAUAUGAUACUCUCAACAGCCAAAAACAGCUAAUUUAGGCGCCAAAUUCGUCGGUUGCUUUCUUGAGCAAAUUCCCACCACUAAACACAAGGCAAAUCAAAAUGCAGUUAUCGCUAUGAAUAUUUGAGACGUUUUUCAUUGUUUUCCCACUUGGAAUGGCUGCCAAAAAAAAGAGAGAUGUGUUAGGCAGAUUAAAUCAAGUUUUGUCUCUGCGAAGCUGCUUCCUCUAUCAUGGUUUUCGCCCGAAAACAUCUUAGCCUUUACCUGGUUCCAACCGCUGUCAAUGAAAGUAAUCCUACAGGUUCCUAUUUAUUUGGAAAAAAGACAAAUUAAAACUGUUUAAGAGGUGGGAAUUUUGAAAACCCGCAGUCACGUAUUCAACUUAGUGUCCGCCAUUUUGACACGCGAGUGUUCAGAAGCAAUUAAACUUACCUAACAACUGCUUUGGGGGAUUACUUUUGUAAGUAAAUUCAUCUGCUUCUUGGAGAAAUUGUUCCAAAACAUUCAAAAGCCUGAAUUUUGAUAGACACCAUAAGUAUACAUAUCAUGAUAUGAUAGAAGAUUAAUCAAGCUAAAUUUAAUUUCAAAAUUGAAUGGUUUAUCCACAAUGAAACUUUCUUCUAUGCAUUUGUUACAAAACAUGGUACUUUUCUCUAUGCAUCAGUUACAAACAUUGUAAAACGCUAUUGAGCUCUAGAUAUGAGCGCUAUAUUAUAAAUUCAUGUUGCAUUGUAUUUGCAGUGAAGUCAAUGAACAUGUUGAGAGCGGUGUUUAGAAGUCUUCGUAGGUUCAAAAGGGUUCUCUUUGGCGUUAAGAUAGCGAUAUCAAGUCAUUUUUUGAGGAAAUUAAGAUAGCAAAGAAAAUGCUAUUACCUUCUUUUGAUGUUUUCCUCUAAAUUGUCGGAUUCACCGGCGAAGAUGGGAAAAACCAAUGCAAAGCCGACACUUCAAAAUGGCGGAUGCCGUUCACGAACUACGCGAUCUUGAUUCCAAGUAACUAUGGUUACUCGCGCAGUCCACGCGAAUUCCGCGAACCUUGCUGGGGGGGGGGGGGCACUGGAGGCGAAAACCAUUUUUGACCCAGGCCUUAAUUAACCUGAGUAGGAAAGGGAAGGGGGUAUUAUUUGGUAGUGUUUGCACCUGUCCCUUUUGUUUUCUGUUAAUUCUUUUAAUUGGCCAAUCAGAGGGUUCAGUGCUUGUUCUCGUCACACAACACCAUUUGUGAGUUUCGUGACGUGAUCAAACAAUUGCUUCCUUGGAGACUAGCCAACUGAGUGGAUUUCUUCCACUGGAGAAGUCAAAACCAAAUAUAUUUGCUUUGAAAGAGAACCUGAGCUUAAUAAUCAAAUCAUUACAACUGUUUGUGUCUUUUUUUCCCAAUUUUCUGAAUCUUUUAGUUCGUUGAGGAAUAACAACCUGACAUCCGUUCCAGAUUUGAAGCGUCUUGCAUAUUCCAGACAAGUGUAAGUUGCUAUGAUUUGUUAUCAUUGUGUACCUAGGUGGUAGGACAAGGGAUCUGGAAUUUACCAAGAUCCGACUGGACAAAAUGGUUUGUGCAUUUGAAGGAAAGCACUUAGUUUAUCGAAGAGUUUGGCCUGUUUCCGACUUUACUAGCAAGCAAAAGUUGCCUAGAAAUAAUUUGUCCCAUUGCCAACAAAGUCAUGCAAUCAGUUUCUUGUCUUGGUCCCUUCAUCAUCGUUUCUCGAAAUUACCACCGACAAUCGGCGACGAAAUUGUUGAACUGGUUAUUAUGUUGGUUCAAAAUAAAUAAAUAUGUUGGUUCCAAAUAAACCCGUGAAGUAUUGAAUAAAUGACGGUAAAUAUAUGAAAAUCAUAUAUGUGAAACGCGGUUGAAGAAACGAAUAUGGAAGCGAUUCUCGCAGUUAUGAACACUACUUAAAUAGUCGUGAAAAUAAGGCCUGAACUGGAUUUGAACCCGAAAUAGACUAAGUUCGUCAGCCAAAGGAUUUGGGUUGCUGUCAUGAUUAUACUCACCUCGUUACUAGUUAGAUUAGUACAAAUUCGAAAGGCCAAAUGCCUCUUGGACUAAUACGGUAAAAAUUGGAAAAUUUACCGUCAUCACGAAUUGUAGGAAAAUAUAAUCACUAAACAAGAGUCUAUCUAUCGUCAAAAUAUCAAAGUGAAUUUUAAAUCAGCGCUCACAACUUGGAUUUUUCUGCAUUAUGACCUUUCUUUUUUCAGAAACUUAGAAAAUAACCAGAUCACAGAUGUAACGAAAAUCGUAACACCAGGAAUUCAAAUAGUUUUUGAACUGUGAGUAUUUGAUUCUCUUAGCAUCGAAUGAUUCCAUUUGGAAAUUUGAGGGACACAGCAUUUUUUAAUAUGUUUACAUGCAUCAAGCAAAGGUUUGGCUAAGGUGAAGAGCACUUUAGCCCUAGAACUAGUAUGACAGGUACUAACUGGAAGUAUUUUAAGAUUUUGCGCAAGGAAUGAAAUUUUUUGAAUGUUUCUUUUUUCUCGUAGAUAUCUACGUAACAAUAAGAUCGAGUACCUACCACCAAACAUCUUUCAGAAAACUAUUGUAGCAGCAAACCUGUAAGUAACUAAAAACAAAACCAAGAAAGAGUUGUUAUCUUGCGACUGUCUUUUGAUAUUUUUGCCCGUGAAAUGACGUAAUACUAGGUGAAAACGGACGCGAUACAACUUUCUAUUUUUACUCGCGAUCGGGGUCUAUUAUUUUCACUGGGUUUAUGGUGAGGUAAGGGGGGGCCCGGUUUUUGUCGCUUGCCCCACUGGCUUUUCUUCCUUCUACGAUUCUUGCUUUUUUACUCAAAAUAAAAGGGGCGGCCUCCCUGGGCCCCUCCCCUAAAUCUGCCACUGGUAAUACGAUGUAUGGAAUACUGAAAUCGGAGUCCACUUACAAAUUGUAGAUAUGUUUGUUGCAUAUGAUAAUUUCUAAACUUUUUUUCAGAAAGAGCAAUUGGGUUUUUAUUUUCUUUUUAAUAACUUUAUUCAUCUUAUCUUUUUAUAGCGAUUUGUCGUUCAACAAUCUGCAGUCAUUACCAGAUAACGUAUUUGAUAAGCUCGACAAAUUAUAUAUUCUGUAAGUAAAAGGGAAAAGUAUGGCAAUUUUGAAAAAACAUUCAAUUUACUUCUCCCAAUCGACGCAUACAUUCAGUAAUCUAUCGACUCAAAAUUUCCAUAUCCCUUAAAAAGAGCGAUGGGAAUGUUAGCCACCCAAUGUAAACCAAAUUAAUAAUUCUCUGCAUUUUUUCCGUGUACCUGGUCAUUUGCCCCAUAAAGGAUUCAUAUACUAUCAAUUCCUUUUUCUCAGUUUUGUUGCCUACAAACUACAUGAAGUUAAUAAGCCAUACUAGUGUAAUGAAACAAGUUAUGCAUGUCCCACAGGGAAUAAAAAAACAGUUCUUCAAAUGAUAAAUAUAGCGUAUAAAGGCCUGGCUAACGUCCGCAACAUUUCAGCUGAACAUCUUGCAACAUUGUGGCGCACGACAUUGUGGCAAUAUCCAAUCCAAUAAUGAUGCAAGAUGUUGCAUUGAAGUGUUGCGUGCGUUUAAUUUUUGAGCGGGCCUUAAUAUCAUGAGGCGUGCGUUAUGGGCUUAUAUCUCUAUGUAAUUUAUCGAAUAGGACCUAUUCCGAUGUAUAUACGUUUUCUCCCUUUGUGUACUUCACUUCUUAAAAUUUUCUUUUACUUUUUCUUUAAGGAUGCUUAGCUUCAACAACAUCACUUCCAUUAAUAAACGCACCUUUAGUGGACUUUCCAAUUUGAACACACUGUAAGUUUGCUACAGAGGUUUUGGUUCACAGUAGUGUAGCGAACGAAGGAGUUACUUAGCUGAUUUACACCGGGUCUAACCCAAACCCCUUUCUUACAUGCAAGGAGAGGGGCUUACGUUUCCUCUAUGAUUGGAUUGUUUUUAUUCCAUGAAUGUCUUUCAACUGCCAGUUUUCGGCCCUCGUGACACUGUUCACAGAGUGAAUGUUCAGAUGAAAGAUUCAGCUUAAUUCAGGAUAUUUUAUGACGCAGUUUUGUUAAACAACGGCUAAACUUUGUUCAAAUAACCGGCCCAAUAAGUUUUACAUUAUAUAUUAAUAGUUUAUUAGGCGUUUCGAAAAAUGAUAAACAUAGAUUUGUCUAGAUUAGAACUAUGUAGCUGUAAAACAUAGGGCAUGCGCAAGGGGUAAAUUUUGGUCAGCCGCGCGCAAGCUCCCACUCCAAGGCUCUAAGAAAAACUUUACAAACAACCGCUGUCACGCCAAUUACGCGAGAAAAAAAAUCACAACAAAACAGUAAUACAUUCAUGUAUAGGGUGUUUCGAAAGUUCGUUCCGAUUUUUGAACUUGUUAGUUUUCUCAACAAAUCAAUUGAUUGUUAGAAUUUUAUCAAUAAAUUGAAGCAGAGAAUUUGUUACAAUUGUUACUAAUCUGCAUGCGUGCGUUUUCCCGUCAUUUUUCGCGCCAUUUGUGUAUGUUGUUCCUUUCCCAAAAUUGUUGAUAUUCUCUAAUAUUAAUUUCAAUGAAUGAUGAAACUUUAGAAGAAAACAAAUCAGAACGUACUUCUGAAACACCUUGUUAAUCUGUAAAAGGAAGUAAACUGGGGAAAGGGAAGACUAGAAACUUUUCGUUCUCAAAGCUUAUUUGAUUACGGGUUUGCUGCUGAAGUGCCAUUUUAUGUUGAGCUUUACCACAAAAGUUGUACGGUGUCCAACAUGGCGACUUACUCGCUUGUGUGGUUGUUCUUUAAACAACUUGUGUUGAAAGCCUAAAAGUGCGCCAUCUAGCCUUGAAAACGUUCGCAGAUGCACAGAAGUUUGACUGCCGUGUUGAUGAGAAUAUAUAAACACAGUAUGACGUUCUAUAUUCACUCGUAGUUUAGAUAACAACCUCUAUAAACAGUAUAGAAGUCAAAACACAUGUGGAUAUUCUCCUCUGAACACUUUGGGAAUUCAUUAAACAGAAGAAGCUACGCAAACACGAAAAACAAAUAAAUUUAGGCGAAAUAUCACGUCGCUUUUCCUUGUUUACAAAUUAAAGGUAGAAGACGAGACCCAUAUUUUAAUGAAUUAAAUGUCAAUUUUAUAGGAGUUAUUUUAUCGUAACCAUAUCCGGAGACUAUGAAUAAUUUCAAAUAAACGAAUUGACCAGUCUCAUUCUAUAAUUCAACUAUUCGUAUUUCUUUAUCUGUUGUGAAUGAAACUUCACAUGCGACAUUACUUUCUUAUGGGUUUCAUGUUUCCUUUGAAUUAUUAUUUUCAGAAUGCUUAUCAAAAACAAUCUGGCAUUUAUUGCCAAAGACGUUUUUGAUGGCACUCCCCUUCUCAAGUCACUGUAAGUAUAAGUUUCACUCCAUGUUACGGAAUGUUGCAAAUUUCUAGGUAUCAAGUGCAUAACUAGGGGAGUUUGGUAAAUAAACUAAUGUUUUUAUGGUGGAAAUGGCUUUGAAAAUUGCUUUUAUUUGAUGCUAAUAACUCAUGCAAGUUUUAUCAUUUUUAUUUGUUUGCAAAUUACAUCAUUCAUUAAUACGAUAUUUUCAUGAUUGUUCCCGAUUGGAGAUUUUGCUUCACCGAAAUGGUUUUUUCUUCUUCUUCAGGUUUCUUCACAGUAAUGCAAUUAAAACCAUUGAAAGCAAAAGCUUCGACAGACUUGUUCUGAGGCAGCUGUAAGCAAACUGCAGCUUAAAAGUUGAGAUGCAAUACAUAGGAGAGAUUUAUCACCGCACGGCAAGAGUGGCCACGGCGAGUGUCCACUUUCGCCGUUUACCUAGUACAUAAGAUUUUCUUCCCUUUUUCUUUCACCGAGAAGAGGUUAAUUCCUGGAAAAAAAGUUGGUCAAAACUAUUUCUUGUAGGUGAUACAAGGGUAGAUGAAAUUCCACGAUUAAAAUCAUUUCACAACCGAAGUGACGCGAGCUUACACGAAGCUAAAGCAGUAAGGUUUAUGUGGAACGUGAAAGGACAAGCUUAAGUUUGCCGCUUCCCGUAAACGCGGUGCUAAAUCUUCCUAACUAAUUAAUUUACUCGCAUGACUCAAGCUAAACCUCUUUGUUGAAAUGGCUAUCUUUAAAACAAGGAACGGGGAAUGGGGAAUCUUUAAAAGGGGGAAACCUUUAAAAGCUGGAACCUUUAAAAGGGGGAAUCUUUAAUUAAAACGGAGAAUCUUUUCGUAAAAUCGUUCCUUUUUUUUACCGUUCCUCCUUUUACCGUUUCCCCUUUUACCGUUCUCCCUUUUACCGUUCUCCCUUUUACCGUUCUCCCUUUUACCGUUCUCCCUUUUACCGUUCCCCCUUUUACCGUUCUCCCUUUUACCGUUUCCCCUUUUACCGUUCUCCCUUUUACCCCCCUUUUACCGUUCCCCCUUUUACCGUUCCCUUAUUUAAAGAUAGUCACUUUUAGGUUACUCGAAGGAGGGUAGCAAAGAGUUAGGGAGGGGGAUGGGGAGUACCUGAUCCCGUUUCACGCAGAAAUUCACACGUCACGUAUUUGAAUGAGAAAACUUGCAAUCUCUCUUCUUGUCUUCAAGGCUACGGGCAAGGACUAAAUAAAUUCACGGGUCCUAUAUAUUUCAAGAGGCAAAUCAUAUCCCAGGCUGACAUUAGUUCACGAAUCACGCUCGCUUCUGUAAAAAAUUUACGCAUCGCGUUAAUUUUGGCCUUUAUUAAUCACACAUCACUUACAAACCCUUUGCCUUCUCUUGAAGGUGUCUUAUUUUUUUUUUCGUUGAGAUGAUACUCAAAAAGUCCAAAACACUUAUAAGAAAAAGAAACAAACAGCGCAUAUAACACUGUCUGGGACCCCAGAAAUGCAUCAACUGUGUAAUGAAUUAGUAUUCCACUUUCAGAACCAUUUUUGACAAUCCUUUACCACUGUUGCCAGAUGGAAUUUUCGACAAAAUGACAAACAAUACUAAGGUGUAAGUAAAGACGGGAAGUUAUACACAUCAAAUAGCUUAGAUAAUCACAACAGUAUUGCCAGUCCUCCUUGUUACUUUCAUGUAUCGCCAUUACAUUAUUGUCAUUAUUAUCCUUGCCGUUGACUUCAUCACUGUUACCCUUAUCUACUGUACCAUUGACCAUUUUUAUGUAUUUUGUUGUUGUUGUUGUUGUUGUUUUUUAUGUUUUUAAAACCCAAGUAGGAUUCAGCCACGUAGGCUGCUUAGCUAAUUGAUCUUAUUACAAUUUCCAUAAUGAUUGCGUUAUUUUUUCAAUCUUUACAACUAAGAUUUAUUUUAUUCUUAAUCUAAUAAUUGACAGAUCAUUGACGUGUAAAAAUCUUCUUCAGCUGCCUCGAGGAAGAUAUAUGGGGACAAUGUAAGUAGGCCUUAAAUUCAAUUUACUCUACACGCUAUAAGCCUUUCAAUAAUGGACAUCUAAACUAAUAAAUAUCCAACUUCGUGCAGGUAUUUUUCGAAAAAAAAAGGUUAUUCACAGCUAGCCUUGGUAUAAACCUCUGCCUGGCCUAACCAAAGCAUAUUUCAAUUCUUCAAUUUCGAUUGGCUCAAUAAAAAAGCUAUAGCAGUUGACCGUGGACCAGAAGAUGGUUGGUAUGCGUUUUUCUCUCCAUCAUUUGCAAUAGUCCGCAGAGUUAUAUUUGGGGGUUACUCGCGCUCCUGGGAUGUAAGAUAUUUGGAACCAGUUCGGAAAUACUCUGAGUUGGUUAUCUAUCAUAUUUUUCGAGCUCGUUCAUCUCCCAAUAUUGUCGUUUUUCCCUGUUUCCUUAAUUAAUUUUUGCCUCAGUUUCCCCCUUGGCGCAAAAUAGGCAAGCCAUACUAUUUUGUAUCACCGAGCCUUUGAUAUGUUGUAAUUUUCUAACCUUCAGAGAAUGUGCUCCUUCGACUUCGCUGCAUGUUACUUUAUCUGGAGAACAAAGCACCUUCCGAGCUGGCUGGAAACGCUCAGGCUUUGAAUGCCGUGAUUGUGACUCACACCAUGUAACUACUAUUCCGUACAGAGGCUCCAGUUGCGCUGAUUGCAGUCUCUGUUCCGUUGGUAACUAUACUAGUGAAACAGGCUGUGUCGAGUGUCCUGCAGGUAUUAAUGAGUAAUAUUAUUCUAUGGUUAAGUUUCGUUUAUGGAGAGACUUUAAGAAUAAUUUUUUAGAAACAAGCAUCCAUAUCUAAGGGUAAGCUCUAAGCAUUGUAAAUUACGGCUAACAGAGAAAGAAAAAGGUUCUUCAGUGGGGUGAGACCCGGUUAUUACAUCAGUUGGCCUCUUAGUGAGCCAGUCUGUGCCUACAAAGUGGAGGUGACCAUAAUUGGCCGAACUAAGAUGCAACUAUAAUUGACGUUGUCAUUGACACAAAACUAACAAAUGCGGUUAAAGGAAACAAGCGGUGAAACUUAAUCAAAAUCAUUUGUAAACGUUGCUCGCUUUGGCCCUAAAAAUAGACUGGCUCAAUUGAAUUCAGGGGCAAAUCACUAUUUAUCGCCUUCGUGUGGGAGGGGAGGGGAAAGGUCGGAUGAUUUUUGUAAAGAGGGAGGAAGGGGUGGGAUAUCACACCCAAAAUAUCCAUCUAUAAAUCAUAUCUUGUAUAGCUCCACUUUCCACAACUUGACAAACUAGAAAUUUCAAAUACCGGUAUCACUUUCCUUUCUUUAUUGAUGUUACCUUUGUUAACUAAGAACUGCACAAACAGGAUCCUCCUUAAAAUUCCAAUUCAAAAAAAUGGUCAUUCUGCAAAAUAAAACUCCCACGACAUUUUCGAUAGUAAAUAUUCACUGAAUGAGAUAAACUGUCACCUUUUUCUUGCAGCGUUAUUUGCAUUUAAUCUUUUCACUCCCAAGAUCUCAAUAGUAAUUCCUCCUACUGUCUGUCAUUAAAUACUCAUUAUGUCAGUUUGGAGAAUUUGGUUUUGAAUCAACUUGUAGUCCCCUAAUUGAGUUUUCUGCUUUAUUCUCCUCACUUGUCUGCUUGAUACUGUAUUGAUAUUGCAAGGAGAAAUUCUGUCUUGGUCACUCAUGGGAGCUAAAGAGUUAAACUUGCCUAGUACAGCCUAUUUACCGUUAUCAAGUGAAAAGUGAUAAGUACAAUUGGUCUUAAUAUUUAAGUGGUUAUAUUACAUCCAGGAAACCCUGUUGGUAAAAAAUGUCUAAAACUAUGUCUGUUCCUAAUAGAAUUUCCAUAGCACUUUGCAUGUAUAGCAAAAAUAACAGAAAUGCGAUCAAGUACAUGUAUAAAGAGGGAGGGGGGGGGGUGGGAUAUCACACAGAGAACGAAGUGUGGGUAAGUCGUCGACAGCAGAAUUUAAAGGGACAUUACAGAAGAUUAAAUUGAUUGGUUGAUUUUUUACUGGCAUUGUAAUAUGAUCUUUUACAGGAAACAUUCCAUUUGAAAUUAACUGAAAACAAAACAAAUCAAGAACAUUUCUCAAAGUUCCUACAUUGACAACUCCUGUUUAUGGGCCCAUAGUAACCCACUUGUGAAGCUGCUUGCUUGUUCUAUGAUAUCUUUACAGGUGGUUUUUAUCAGGAUGAAAUGGGACAAGUUGAUUGUAAAAGAUGCAGUAAUGGUACAUUUGUUUCUGCACUGCAUAGUCCUGGGACCAAAGCGACCGAUUGCGUGGCAUGUCCUUACGGUAAAUAUAAUGUUUGCUGUGUACUGUAACUUUUUUUCAACUUGACCACGCCUGAGGACACUUCCUACACAGUCAGAAGUUUCAGGCAUCUUAUUUAGCCAAAACAAGUCUAUUUCUUCAUAAUGAUAAUCUAAAAUGGAUGAUCCAAAAUUUUACUCGGCCUGAGAACAGGUGGACGAGGCAAAAGUAAUUGUUGAUCUUUUUUUGGUGUAUGUGUGAUUGUUGUGGACUUUGAUUAAUUGCAGAAGAGAGUUAAUUCAGUGCAGAAGAGGGUUAAUUCAGCGCAAAGAAAGUAACAAAUCAGACAUUCUGAUUGGUCAAUAAUCAAAGAACUCACAGAUAGCCAAUCAAAUGCGAGCCUUGGAUGUCGCAACAAAAUGUGAAAAAUUGUUGGCGAAACAAUGGCCGGAGUUUUAAGUAGGUUUUCUUUCGCCACCGCAGCUGAAAAACAGCUCAAACAACAAAAACACUGUAAAAAGCACUGAUUUUUGGUUGUCGGUUUGGAAAAAGUGGUGUUUAGAGAAGGGAAUUGCCAAGGAAAUCGAAAAUUACGCGCCGAGCUUAACACUUUGCUCGAGCGAUCCAACGCCAAAAUUAAAAACAAACAUGGUUAAACCUCGGAAACGACGAUUCCAUUUCAUCGAAAGUGAUUCGGACACAGACUGAACAAUUCCUUGAACUGUUUAGCCGGACUUUGAACUUUUUUUGCGCCGUAAAGAUGUGAAGAUAUCAUUGCAUAUUAUUGUUUUGAUCGUACGCGGUUGUUUUGACCGAACGCUCGGUUUAAAUAAAUUAUUUUUGCACGAUGCGUGCGCUUUGCUUGUGCUUAUUUAUGAUAAGCCAUCUCGUAUUUUUGCAUGUAUAUUAUUAACGUAAUCACAUGAUUUUUUUGGUACUAUUUGGAAUAAACAAGCACUUGUUAAUUUUUCAAAGACCACAAAUUGCACUCGCCUUACGGGCUCGUGAAAUUUUGUUAGUCUUUAAAAAAAUUUACUCGUGCUUAUUUAUUCCAAAUUGCACUCGAAAUCAUGUGAUUACCUAUAUCAAAUGUUAAUUCAGGUCGCUAGCGAGGUCUUACAUCUCAGCCAAAUGAAAUAAGAGAGGAAGUGAGUGCGUGAAAAACCCUUUCCCACUCUAUGCUAUGUCACCUACAACUACUGAUUGGUAUUCCUAUUGAUUUUUAAAAUCACUCUAUUUUCAGGUACGCUUUCGAACGAGACUGCUGGAUAUCGGGCAUGCAGAUGUCUUCAAAGCUUUUAUCGGUUGGAUCGUUUUGGCCCGUGCUCAACAUGUCCACCAUACGGCUUUGUUUGUGAGGACGAUACAGCAAUACUUGCUCCUAACUACUUCUGGAAAUGGUCCAAUCAGUCUGAAAAAGCGUUUUCAAAGGUUUUGUUAACAAUAUCCAUUCUAAUGGAUCAGACUACAACAAGUCCUUUUCAACGUUCAAUACUUCACUUCCGAAGCCACUCAAAUGUCCCCAUGCCAAGUCCUGCAAGGGUGGAAUCGACUCAGAAUGCCAUCAAGGAUAUCAAGGGAAUUUGUGUGCAACCUGUUCUAACGGCUUUUAUUUCCGCUUCCACUCAUGUUUGAAAUGUCCUCACCUAACUGUAACAAUAAUCUCGUCUAUCUUGGUGAUUGUUCUUUUUGUUGCUGUGUUUCUAAUGGUUCUUUGGGGUGACUCCAAACGUGCAGAGAAUAACCGAACAGUUGCAGAUGUCGUCAUGUCGUGCUUUAAGAUUGUGAUUGGUUUUUAUCAAGUCAUUGCUGGUAUUUUCUCCGCAUUGGCGAAAGUCAAGUGGCCGAUCACUUUGAUUUCAGUGGAGAAAUUUCUAAAAGUAUUUGAAGGGAACAUUUUUCAGUUUGCUCCACUAAGCUGCAUUGAUUCUUCUUUGCGUUUAGAUCAGCUUGGAAAGUUCACAUUGAUCGUUGCCUUGAAUGUCCUACUUGUUGGCUCACUUUUCUUGUAUCUAUCUCUUAAAAAACGCUACAUCAUGAACAAGAAGGACCUUAGCGAAAGCCAGAAAAGAACACAAGUUGAAAGUUUGAAGAAAUCUUGCUAUCGGAAUAUUUUCUUACUGUUGUUGACGACCUACCCUACGACGAGCAAAUCGAUUAUUCAAAUUCUACCUCUUCCCGGUGCGUGUGUAGAAACGUGUUUCGCAGACGACAAGAACGACUGUAUCUUCCUUCUGAGAGCUGACUACUCCAUCAAGUGUUUCACUCCUCGCCACAGCUUGUAUUGGCUUAUGGCUUCUCUUUUGGCAAUAUAUCCCGUGGGAUUUCCAGUUCUAGCUUUGUUUCUCACUUACAAAUACCGUGAGUCCCAGAAAGACAAAGCAAUUGCUUUCGGACUUCGAGUGUUCUUUGAGAACUAUAAGAAGAAAUUUUGGUUUUGGGAGGUCACAGAGAUGUACCGCAAGCUGAUAUUGAUCUCAUUGAUUUUCCUAUUUGGAUCCAAAAGCCUCCCUCAAAUCAGCCUUACUGUUCUGACAGUCAGCGUCUUUGGAGUGCUCUACACCUUAUUCCGACCAAUCAAGGAAAAGUUUGAAGACCGCUUACAAACAUUUGUCUUGUGGGUCAUUUUCUUUGACGUUUGCCUUGGUGCAGUUUAUACCAAAUGGGAUGAGAAUCAAGAGGAGGGCAAGAACGAAUCUGUGUUUGUGAAUAUCCUCUUCGUUGUUCUCAACGCCUCUGUACUGAUGCUUGCCAUCGGUAAGUGCCUAAGUUGGGUAAACAAUGACAUAAGGAAUGUGCAUGUUAGCCUUUAAGACACACGCGAGCUGCAAAGGCCUCUAUAAUUUGCACGUCUUAAUUAGCAAAUGAGGUUUGCAAAGAUCAAUAGAGAAGAUUGGACUUGGAAUCUACCAACUUUUUGCACUACUUUAUUCCAACCAAAUAUCGGCGUAAAAUAGCUUUUGUAGUAGUCAGCUCUCAAAAUGGAAUCGGCAAAAUUACAUAACGGCCAACAUUAAAAUAAAACCUUAAGACAUUAGGGACUUAGACAAAAAAAGGAAAGCUUCUUUCGAUUCUGUAAGGCGUUAUUCCUGAUCAUGAGUCAAAAUAUUUUCCCUUGUAUCUUAAUAAAAGAAAAUGCUUCUGAUAAUAAACAACGGCAGCUGAGGAAGAGUGUUUUUCCUUCUUCUCGCGCCCAGUCUCUCGGCGUUCGCUAGUUAUGAUUGGCCCAUCGAAUAAAUGGGGGAUGAAGAUUCCCGCGCUAAUUCGAGCUAACUUUGUAUCAGAGUGUAGAACACUCAGGUUUAAUGAGGAAUUGCCUUGAUUUCUUGCACGGCAAUUUAUGAUAACAAUUUAGGACAUUUAGUGGAAGAAUCUGCAAGGAAAAAGAAACGUUGAAUUAUGUUUACAAUGUCACGAUUUUAUUUUUGUUCUUUUAUCUCCAAACGUCUCCGAAGGCAAGUCAAUUUUUCUUCUGCAAAUUACUACAACUCUUGUGUAAUACAAAGCCUAGGUUUUCUGUUGAAGCCUUGUAAGAACCUACCAGUAAUAAAAUACUUGCCGUCCCUACCAUAGUGUUAAUUUCAUUUUUUUCUUUUCUUUUAUCAGGAAAAGGGAUUGUCCAUAUGAUGUUAUUCAAGAAGUAUGUUUUCUUCUGUCCAAUGCGAUGUUGCAGUUUCCUUCGCCAAAAAGUCGCUCAUCUUAA
Messenger RNA from Pocillopora meandrina, 17573 nucleotides. Lineage: Eukaryota; Metazoa; Cnidaria; Anthozoa; Scleractinia; Pocilloporidae. The record is from the annotation of a GenBank genome assembly.